UCUGAACAAGAGAGACAGAGCGCAGCUUACAGCCAUGGGUGAGGAUUGGUCUUCUUCGCUCCUCUCCUCUGUUCACUCAGUUUCCCUCUCUCACGCCUUACAAUGAACCAAAAUCUCAACCUCUUCUUCUCAGAAGAAGAUGGUACCACCGUAUGCGCUUGAUGCUCUUUAUUGCUCUGAGGAGCACUGGGAGGAGGACGACAACGAGGAAAGGGGUUUUGACCACCAACCUUACUCUACUUUAACAACCGAUUCAACUUCUCCGAUUUUGGCUGAGCAGGAUCUGUUUUGGGAUGACCAUGAACUAAUUUCUCUGCUUUCAAAAGAGAGGCCUAAUGAACUGUUUAAAAGCAUUCAGAUUGACCCUUCUCUUGCUGCCGCCCGACGACGUGCCGUCGACUGGAUGCUGAAGAUCAGUGCCCAUUACUCCUUCUCUGCUCUCACUGCGGUUCUCGCCGUCGAUUACUUCGACCGGUUUCUGUCCUGUUUUCAUUUUCAAACAGACAAGCCGUGGAUGUCUCAGCUUGCUGCUGUUGCCUGUAUCUCUCUUGCUGCCAAAGUGGAGGAGACCCAAGUCCCUCUUUUAUUGGACCUACAAGUGGAAGACAGUAGAUAUCUGUUUGAAACCAAGACCAUCAAGAAGAUGGAGCUUCUUGUGCUCUCUACGCUUGAAUGGCGAAUGAAUCCUGUCACCCCAUUUUCAUUUGUGGAUUAUAUCUCAAGGAGACUGGGAUUCAAGGACCAUAUCUGCAGGGAAAUCCUUAGGCAGUGUGAACGAACUGUUCUCUCGGUUAUCCUAGACUCAGAUUUCAUGUCGUUUCUUCCUUCUGUAAUGGCCACCGCCACAAUGCUGCACGCUUUUAAAGCUAUGGAGCCCCACUUCGGCGUCGAAUACGAUUCCCAGCUUCUUACCAUCCUCGGAAUCGAGAAGGGCAAUGUGGAAGAAUGCUGUAAGCUGAUCUCAGAUGCAUCUAGAAGAAACGGCAAUCAAUUUAAGAAACGUAAAUUCGGGUCAAUUCCGGGCAGCCCGAACGGCGUGAUAGACGUGUCAUUCAGCUCCGAUAGCUCGAAUGAGUCAUGGUCAGUGGCCUCGUCGGAUUCAUCUUCGCCAGAGCCUUCAACGAAGAAGAACAGAGCAAUGGAUCAUCUGCCACUGGAGAUGGCGAACCAUUCAACAGCUACAAAUUGCCUCGACAUGUCCUCGCCUGAACCCUCUCUUAAUUAACUUCCCUUUGUUCUUUUUCCUCGUAAUCCUUGUAUGUUGAAUAAGAAUUAGAAUCAAUAUUUGAUCGAAUUCUGCAAGUUAAAUUGCCUAACCAUCUCUGCAGUUUAGGCCCCAAAAUUGUUUAUCAAUCUGCCAGUUAUUAUGAAGGAAUGUGCAAUCGGAAGCUUAAGGAAACGCA
This is a messenger RNA of Cucurbita moschata (crookneck pumpkin), 1403 nucleotides long. Its product is annotated as cyclin-D3-3-like. Bases 140 to 1225 code for a protein of 361 amino acids. NCBI's taxonomy places the organism in Eukaryota, Viridiplantae, Streptophyta, Magnoliopsida, Cucurbitales, Cucurbitaceae. Gene Ontology annotation, cellular component: nucleus; cyclin-dependent protein kinase holoenzyme complex; cytoplasm. The transcript has 4 exons. The record is from RefSeq and is a predicted model, not a curated record. Gene Ontology annotation, biological process: regulation of cyclin-dependent protein serine/threonine kinase activity; mitotic cell cycle phase transition. Gene Ontology annotation, molecular function: cyclin-dependent protein serine/threonine kinase regulator activity.